Messenger RNA from Neomonachus schauinslandi (Hawaiian monk seal), 2208 nucleotides. It is a transcript of the gene LEPROT, whose product is annotated as leptin receptor overlapping transcript. Bases 77 to 472 code for a protein of 131 amino acids. NCBI's taxonomy places the organism in Eukaryota, Metazoa, Chordata, Mammalia, Carnivora, Phocidae. The record is from RefSeq and is a predicted model, not a curated record. Gene Ontology annotation, cellular component: endosome. Gene Ontology annotation, biological process: late endosome to vacuole transport via multivesicular body sorting pathway; negative regulation of growth hormone receptor signaling pathway. The transcript has 4 exons.
GGUGCGUGGCCGGGUCUGGGCGGCAGCCGGGCCGUGGCAGGAAGCCGGAAGCAGCCGCGGCCCCAGCUCGGGAGACAUGGCGGGCGUUAAAGCUCUCGUGGCAUUAUCCUUCAGUGGGGCUAUUGGACUGACUUUUCUCAUGCUGGGAUGUGCCUUAGAAGAUUAUGGCGUUUACUGGCCCUUGUUUGUCCUGAUAUUUCACGUCAUCUCUCCCAUCCCCCAUUUCAUUGCCAAAAGAGCAACUUAUGACUCGGACGCCACAAGUAGCGCCUGCCGGGAGCUGGCGUAUUUUUUCACUACUGGAAUUGUUGUCUCUGCCUUUGGAUUUCCUGUUAUUCUUGCCCGUGUGUCUGUGAUCAAAUGGGGAGCCUGUGGCCUUGUGCUGGCAGGCAAUGCAGUCAUUUUCCUUACAAUUCAAGGUUUUUUCCUUGUAUUUGGAAGAGGAGAUGAUUUUAGCUGGGAGCAGUGGUAGCACUUUAUUCUGAUAAAAUGCAUUUUAUUUCUUAGAAGUCAUACUAUAUGUAUUUGUGUGCACAUGUGGCCUUUUAUUAUGAAAUUUCAUAUGCUAUUUUUUUUAUACCUUUAUAUCCUAUUCACUGUAAGAAGGACUACAUGAGAAAAAGAUUAGUUUUAUUUCCAGCCAACAGACCUCUCCCUUUUCUCAAGUUGAAUUAUGUUACUUGUUGGGCUGUUCAUAUACUAAUGGUGCUCUCAGAAAACACAUGAACACAGUCUUGUAGAUAGCUGCUCACUUGUGCAGUGCACCUUUUGCCCGGGGAUGUGCCUGGGUAGGCAGGUAACACUGGAGCGAGUCUCCAUUCUGCCCAGGACUUCCAAGAUGUACUUGUGGCCCAGAGAGACGGAGGUGGCUCCCUCUUUGUGUUGUCGAUAGAUCCUUGCUUCUCAAAGUGCGGUCCGUACAGCACCAGCCUCUCCCAGGAGCCAAUACGUCCAGAAUCAGAGGCCCCACCAGGGACCCAGCGCAUUUUGGAUGAGAUCCCAAGGGAAUUAUAUGUACAUGCAAGUGUGAUAAGUGCCGUCACAGAGGAAUACUUAUCACAUCUAGCAUCCUUGUCUUCCCUUUGGCUGAACCACUUAAUCUCUCUGGGCAUUAAGCGGCUCAUUUGUAAAAAUUGUUUUCCGAGUCUCUUUGGUAUUUGUGAAACGUCCAAACCGAUAAUCUCGUUCCUCACGUUUGUGGAACUGUUCUCACACUGUCUGAAAGGCAGUGGCUGUUUGCACAGUGCUGGGGGAACAGAAUCGCCCCAGAGCCCCACUGGCAUGCACCGAGGGAGCCAGGCUUGAGCCAGUCCCUGCUUUAGCAGGGUGGGCAAGAGCAGACAGGUAAUACUGUUUCAUUUCCCUUUAUAAUCACACACUUCUCCCCAGCUCCUUCUCUGUGAUGCUGUCCACCUCCACCCUCCCAAACACACACACUCCCCGCAGUUCCGACUUGCCCUUACUUCCUCACGGCUCUGCCUCUUCCUCUCUAUAGAGCCAUGGAGCCAAGUAAGCAGGCAGAGGGUGAGCUGCUUAAUUUUCUUCACAUGUUGAUGUACUUACUGUCUUUCAUGCCUUGUAGAUCUAUAAAACAUCUUAUGCCACUUUUAAAUGAAUCAUUGGGAAUACCUGUCACGCUGGCUCCUCUAAGCAGUUUUUCUAGCUCAACUUUUUGUCCCAAGGUCUGUUGAGAAAGGGAAAUAUGGGAACUAGAACCACUUGGUGAGAAUAUAAUGACUUCAAAGCAUUGUGAAUGUGUGGUAACUGAUACACAUUGAAAACACUGAAAUUUUGAAGUUCGGAAUCUGAGGAAUUAGUAUAUAUUUUCAUAUUCUGGAGUGAUCUGGGACCAGGAGAAGAGAAUGGUGAUACCUAAGAGGACAGUGUGCAGUUAUAUUUUGGCCUUGUGCAUGAUCUUUUGUUUUCAAAGUUCUAUGUACAUACAGAAUUGUUGAUGUUACUUCCAGUAUUUAUACUAGAAAAAUUAUAUAGACACUUUAUAAUUUUAACCAGCAUUUUUAAUAACACUUGCACUUAUUUUAUUGUAAUAAAUUUCUCUUUUAACACAAAAGAAAGUUUAAUUUCAAAAGUCUUUAUUCUGAUGUAGCCUUGCUUAAAAGAUAAAGUGAGAAUCUCUUGGUGUUCUGAAACGGGCAGUUUGAGCAAUAGAUUAUUGCUCAGUUAUAGCAAUAAAUUUUAAGAUACCAU